CGAGCGAGGGAGCGAGAGAGGGAGCGAGCGAGCGAGCGCGAGCGGCCGCGGAGGCUCGGGACCCGGCUGGCCGCGCGGCGCCGCAGCCGCCCCCUCCCCCACGCCCUCCCCCCCCCCCCCCCCCCCACCGGCGGCGGCGCGAGCGGGCGGCGGCUGUGCGGUGCGGUGCAGAGCGGAGGCGGAGGCGGGCGCGCGGGCAGCUCGCGGGCACCCGGCCGGGCGGGCGCGGGAGCGGGAAAGGGUGCGCUAUGCCUUUAACGCCCGCGUACAGUAGACAUGUAUAGUGGAGUGUAGGGAAACUCUAGGCGGGGUUAAAGUUCAGCUCAUGGAGCGGCAAUCGCGCUGGCUGGCUGGCUGCAGUUGAGCCGAGUUGGAAAUGUGAACGCAAGAAGCAGGCUUGAUUUUUUUUCUCCCCCCUUCUCUCUCUCUCUCUUCCUCUCUCCCUCUUUCUCCUUUCUCACCCGCACUCACGCACACCUCCAAACCGCACACCCAGACGCACACGCACACCCCACCGCCCGGCAGUUAUGUAUUCUCCGCUCUGUCUCACCCAGGAUGAGUUUCAUCCUUUCAUUGAAGCACUUCUGCCCCACGUCCGAGCCUUCGCCUACACAUGGUUCAACCUGCAGGCCCGAAAACGAAAAUACUUCAAAAAACAUGAAAAGCGUAUGUCAAAAGAAGAAGAGAGAGCCGUGAAGGAUGAGUUGCUAAGUGAAAAACCAGAGGUCAAGCAGAAGUGGGCAUCUCGACUUCUGGCCAAGUUACGGAAAGAUAUCCGCCCCGAGUACCGAGAGGAUUUUGUUCUUACAGUUACAGGGAAAAAGCCUCCAUGUUGUGUUCUUUCCAACCCAGACCAGAAAGGCAAGAUGCGAAGAAUUGACUGCCUUCGACAGGCAGAUAAAGUCUGGAGGUUGGACCUCGUUAUGGUGAUUUUAUUUAAAGGUAUUCCGCUCGAAAGUACUGAUGGUGAGCGCCUUGUAAAGUCCCCACAGUGCUCGAAUCCAGGGCUCUGUGUGCAGCCCCAUCACAUAGGGGUUUCUGUUAAGGAACUCGAUUUAUAUUUGGCAUACUUUGUGCAUGCAGCAGAUUCAAGUCAAUCUGAAAGUCCCAGCCAGCCAAGUGACGCUGACAUUAAGGACCAGCCAGAAAAUGGACAUUUGGGCUUCCAGGACAGUUUUGUCACAUCAGGUGUUUUUAGUGUGACUGAGCUAGUAAGAGUGUCACAGACACCAAUAGCUGCAGGAACUGGCCCAAAUUUUUCUCUCUCAGAUUUGGAAAGUUCUUCAUACUACAGCAUGAGUCCAGGAGCGAUGAGGAGGUCUUUACCCAGCACGUCCUCUACCAGCUCCACAAAGCGCCUCAAGUCCGUGGAGGAUGAAAUGGACAGUCCUGGUGAAGAGCCAUUUUACACAGGCCAAGGGCGCUCCCCGGGAAGUGGCAGUCAGUCGAGUGGAUGGCAUGAAGUGGAGCCAGGAAUGCCAUCUCCAACCACACUGAAGAAGUCGGAGAAGUCUGGUUUCAGCAGCCCCUCCCCUUCGCAGACCUCCUCCCUGGGAACGGCAUUCACACAGCAUCACCGACCUGUCAUUACAGGACCCAGAGCAAGCCCGCAUGCAACACCGUCGACUCUUCAUUUUCCGACGUCGCCCAUUAUCCAGCAGCCUGGACCUUACUUCUCUCACCCAGCCAUCCGCUAUCACCCUCAGGAGACGCUGAAAGAGUUUGUCCAACUUGUCUGCCCUGAUGCUGGUCAGCAGGCUGGACAGGUGGGGUUCCUCAAUCCCAACGGGAGUAGCCAAGGCAAAGUGCACAACCCAUUCCUUCCCACCCCAAUGUUGCCACCGCCGCCGCCACCACCGAUGGCCAGGCCUGUGCCUCUGCCGGUGCCAGACACAAAGCCUCCAACCACAUCAACAGAAGGAGGUGCAGCCUCCCCGACCUCACCCAUCCUGGUACCUGGGAUAAAAGUCGCAGCGUCCCACCAUCCACCAGACAGACCACCUGACCCCUUCUCAACUCUGUAACAUGGACGCAUCCUCAACCCAGCGCGGUUACAACUUCACUGUCAGUGGAAGGGGAGAAUCAAAUCAACUUGUACAUGGAAACAGCGAGCAUUAUGGUCAAACAGCAAAGGCCAUAACCUUUUGGGAUUUUUUUUUAAAUACUUUAGGGACUGUUGUAAUUUUCUCAUAUGGUGCUGGAAAUGGUUGGGCUUUGUAACACGUGGAGUGUUCCCGUGGUAGCGUGAGCAUUAGGUGAUGUGGCUAGCGGAGGUCUACCCUUGCUCACUGACUUCCCGUUGUAACACACUUUCCUUACGGAGCCUGGCUGUUUCACAGUAUUUCAUGAAUUUACCCACACAGGUGUGAGCCUCCUUGAGUCAUCGGGAGGCACAUGGAGAACUAAAUCUUUUGUAGUAGCUGAGAUCUGCAAUAUAUAACUUACGGGACAGUCAAAGGGCAAUGUUUUUCUGUAACAUAUUGGAGAAAGAAAAUGCAGUUAUGUUCCUUUUUUAUUUUUUCUUUUAGUUUGGUUUUGGUUCAGCAGUCAGCAGUUAAAUAUAUAACAUGGCCCACAAGGACAGUGAAUCCACUCACGUUGCAGAACAAUUCCGGAAUGACAAACUACUACUACUAUUCAGUUUUUUAAAAGUUGUGAAAUGCUGCACUUACAUUUAAAAAAAAAACCAUUUUUUCAACAAUUUCAACAAUGACACACAAAUUCACGUGGAAAUGGGGAAGAUGGUCUGUUUUGACAGAAACUGACAGGAAUCAAUCAAAACAAUCGAAUUUUGAAAUGAGUAAAGUGCAAUUUCAUUGGAUAGCUAAAUAUCUUUGUAAGAUAGAGAUUGUUGAAAAUUCUAUUUUUGUUUUUCAAGUCCUUCCACCCCAGGACUCUAAAUUAUUGGGGUAAAAAAACAGCCUUGCAAGAAAAAGGGGAGCUAUUUUUGCUUUUUAUGUUUUUUAUUGUUAAACUUGUAUCCCUUUAAAAACUGAAGGAAAAUUAAAAAAAAAAAACAAAAAACAAAUCUAAUGGUGCUUUUACCACGAUAUGUUAACUACAUUAAAUGCUAAUUAAUUAUUUUCUGUUAUCAAAGCACAUAACUAAAAUGAAAUCAUGGUAUCUGUUAAUUUUAUAAUAAGCUAGAAGUCACUAUAAUGGAUUAUGCCAAUUCUGAAAAUUUUUACAUGUAUCCAGCAACAUAGGAUUUAUCAGUUAUCAGACACUUCAUUGUACCAGAGAUUGUCCAGAACUUUUAAAGACCUUUGCGCCCCUGAACUGGGCUAUGGGAAAAUAAUAAUAAUGAUGAUGAUGAUAAAACCAAUACUGACACAAAUGCUGGUGCCCAUUCAGAUCAAGGGUACCUGUUAGGGAAAAAAAAAAAGUUUGCACCCCCAAAUGUCCUGUAUCUUAUGUAAACACACACACACACACACACACACACACACACACACGCACGCACACAAACACACACACACACAAAACAACAAAAAAACAUACAAAAAAAAGUGCAAGUGAUUUUUCUACCAGACAGCGAAGCACCCCUUUGCUUCCCAUGCAACUUCAAGAAGGUUUCCUAUACUAUACAUAUAUAUACGUUCUGGUUGGCAAGCCCUGCUGAUCAGAGAAAGUCUCUGCAUGUUCUAGUGUUAGUAACUAAUUUUUAUAUAGUUAAUGUAGGAUAAAGUAGAGUGCAUUAAGACACAAUAUUGUAAUCCCUACUCUAGGCACUUGCCUUUAAACUAUGUUUUUCAGCCCUUCAGAAGGGUUCUACUACUGUCCUAUACAAUCAAGUAACUGAAAUUCUUGGGAAGACACUUUGCUCCUCAUCUUUCCCCCGAAACGAUGUUGUUUUGUUUUGUUUUUUUUCCUUAAUUUGCACGAAAACAAAAAUUCCAUAUCAAUGUGCCUUGCCCUGGAUAGCGAUUAUUUGUGGAAUUGUUGCACAUAUGCUCCUCUAUUGAAAGGGGUUUUUCCCUAGUCAAGCAUUUGGAGACACUUUUUGUAAAUGUGACUUUUAUGUCAGCCAUCGUCAGUUUCAACAUCUAGAACUAAAUAGAAAGUUAGUUGUUCCGCAGAUAGGAGUAGUCUUUAUUGUCCUCUGUGGUCAGUGGCAGUGCUAUUCUGAGAUCUGUAGAUGGCUUAGAAUAUCAGUAUUUUGGAUGUUGCUGCAUUUUACAAUUUAUUUGGAGUCUUCCUUUAUUUUCCCCCCAGAUAUAUGAAAAUAUGCAAUACCUGCUUAUAUCGUGUAGAAAAGCUUAGCGAUUAUUAAUUUUUCUUUUAUUUUUUUUAUUUGACCAAAGUCGGUGCUGCACUUGACGCAGUGUGUUUUAGGUGUUUGUCUUUGUACUUUUUUUGUGAUUUUUGAAUGCACGUGCGCAGGAAGGGCUCCUCUUAGAGAAGCAGUCAAACUGUGAAGCACUAAGCUGACCCUGCUUCAAGCAAUUUUGUUUUUACAACUGUUCCUUUCACAAGCAAGCCUUAAAAAAAAAAAAAGACAACUUCCUUUUUCUUCAGCUCCCACACCCCAUUUUUCUUAGCAGACCGCAGUCAAUCCACAUUCAAUAAAAAGGAUAUAAUGCCCAUUUUUAUAUGCACGUUUUUAAACUUCCAAGUUCUGAAAAUUGUUUACUGGUUAUCUCUAUUUAAGGAAAAAAAAAUAAAAUAAAACAUUUUGGAUUUUCAUAUGUGUCUGAUAAGUGGUUGAAUAGUCGUUUGACGCUCUUGUGUGGUGUGGUUGUCAGUAUAUGGUGUCACUUCCUAUAGCCAGCCAGCAUAAUUCGCCUUCCCCGAUAGCACUUAGCUGGGCAUUACUUUCUUAUGACAUAUGUGCACUAAAAAAAAGAAAAAAGAAAAAAAAAAAAGAAAAAAAAUAGCAGCUUUCAGUGCUUCACAGUGAAGGGAAAAAAAGCCUAGACAAACAUUUUGUCAGAACCUUUGCUAUAAGCCAAGGUAUUACCAGUAAAUUGGUUGUAUAUACAAUAAAAUUGCACCCUUUUUUUAAAACAAAACAAACUAAGCAAUAGUUUGGGCAGUUUUAGUUGUUUCUAGUGAGCAUGUUGUAGUCAUGACUGCAAAGAGAGAGGAUAAACUGCCCGCUCAGAAGAUAUGUAAUUUGUAUUGUUGUAUAGUUUUAUUGAUUACACUGAUUUAUUCUACCCUAUUUUAUAACGCAGGACUUUUGUAAUGUUGUUUAAAUGAGGAAACAUUUCUGUCAAAUUAGCCUAGUGAAAUUUCUGAUUGUCCAUUAUAAAGGCAGCGUUCAUAGAAUUGCUUUUCUUUCUUUCCCGCCCCCCCGCCCUCCUCCCCCACCUCGGGAACUGGAUUUAAGUUUAAAACUUUCCUGUUUCCUUUUUUUUUUUUUUGUAAGUAUUUAAAUACAGUUAUUUUUUUUUUCUCUCAAUGGUAUAGCAUAUUCCUAUGCUUGAGAAGUAUAGGUCUACUGAAAAACCAUUGUAAAUGGACGUUACAGGUAUGCUGUAUUUUUGAAGGUAUUUUGUUGUAUUCAGUUUGAUGAAGCUAAAAUUAGGGAACUCUGAACAGAUUUGCAGGAAAAAAAAAAUGUUUUAAAGGCUUUAAAACAUUAAGGAGGCAGUCUAGGGUGAUAACGAACAGGGGUUAAGUAUUAAAUACACUAAGUUACAUUUUUGUUCAUGUUUCAUUGUCCAGAAAGCAGCAGGAAACUAGUUCAGUUGUGAUCAAGCAGGAAAAAAGAAACACCAACAAGCUGAGUGUUUACCUUUUAGAUGAAAGCCAAGCGAAGAUGUUUGAGGAAGACUUUGCUACCUGGGGUGUGUAGACUGACAGGCUGAGGGCUGGCCCAGUGGAAAGGCCCCGCCCUUGAUUCUGAGACACAUUUGAAUUUUUUCUCUCCCAUCAAAUGGCAUUAACAAUAUUGGCAAAGAGAAGUCCCUCAAAUCACUCUCCACGUUUUUUUCUUUGGGAACUGAAGUCAGAGGCACAAACACUAAAUCUGAUCAUUUUUCUAUAUGCUUUUUUUUUUUUUCUUCUGGCCCAUCCCCUGCCACUAAAAUGCUCCUUUUCUGAUCAUUCACGGGCAGAGGCCCUCUCCCUAAUGCCACUCUAUCCAUCCCAGAGCCUUUCACUUUGCUUUGAGGUUCGGGCAAACUUUUCUGUUUCUUCACAUCCUGGCAUGGCCUCUAUUGGUGUCAGCUCCUCCCCGCCCCCACCCCUGCAAGCCCACGACAACAAGAAAGUACACCUCCCCAAGCUUGCAUCCUUCAUUCUCUGACAGCCCAAGUGUAAGGGAACCCCGACUUUCCAGAGUCAUGGUGUUCAUUCAGCCCACAGCAAUAUGCAAAACCCAUCCCUCAAAAAGCUUGUCUUUUACUUUUCAAACCCUUAUCCCCCUACACCUUGAAUUCUGUAGUUACAGCAUCAUCAAGUAUUUACAAAAUCUGGAUUAAGAAAAACAUUUUUUCCCUUGUGAUUUUUUUUGGGGGGGUGGGGGUGGGAGGGGAGGGAUUUCUAAGAAUGUCGUUUAAUGUACUUUGCAUCAUGUCUCUGGAAAUAUCUUUUUGUCCAUAAUGGUGGUGGUCUCUCUCUCUCUGUCUCUGUCUCUCUCCCAUAUUUCUUUCUUUCCUUCUAUCUUUAUGUCAGGUUUUUUUUUUUUUUCCCGGUAGCAGGCCUCCAUAGAACAAAUUCAAAACACCACUGGCAUGAUAGUGUAAGGAGAGCUUCAGUGGCGCCUCACCCCCCCCCCCCCCACAACCCCGAGAUCUGUCCCAGGACAGUCUCGUCUCAAAAAGCUGCACUGCCCACAGGCAGGGCUUUCAUUCAAAUCGGCUUCCGAGGCCAAUUUCGUCCUGAAGUCAAUGCAUGUAUUUACUGUCUGACGGUAAACCCGCUCUGCCUUCUCCACGUCCAAGGCUGUGCAUUUGCCUAAUUAGUGUCGCGUAUGUUUUCCUUUUAUUUUUUUUCCAAUAAAAAAGCAGUGGGAUGAAAAUUGCUUUGAUAGAUAGCAGGUAACAUUGAAGCUGUUCCAUAGCACUUAACUGUAGUGAAUACUGUGUCACCAAUUCUGAAAUCAAUUUAAUGUUUAAUGCAAAUCCAUUACAUGGUGCUAUAACAGGCUGACAAAAUGAUUUACACCAAUGUGACAACUUGGGCUCAAUUCACUCUGCUUUCCAACAGUGUAAAUGCAUAGCAGUGUUUAUCUGCAUGAGAACUAUGCACUAAUCUAUCUGAAGAAAAAAAAAAACUAUAUCAACUUUGGUAUCUACUUUCCGUUUACUUCAAUCCUUGCCUUUUUGGUCAUUGUUAUAAUGCCAGCUUUAGGACAGAAAGAAUUAUAAGAAAACCAGCAUAAUACCUGAUAUAUUAAAAUGUAGUGCCUGUGAAAUCUGUAUUAUAUUGCUCUUCUGAAGUAAGAUUUUUCUACACCGGUAGCCUUUGCUGUCAGUCAGGACCUUCUGGUAUAGGUGAUGUAAAAUAACCGUACAAUAUUAAUGCAUGCUAUUCCAUAAUGCUUAGUGAACUGUAUGAAUAUUACUCAAAGUUAUGUUAGUCUUUUUUUUUUUUUUUCUGACUUGGUUCUUGUCAGCUAGGUUUAAGGUAUUUCACUGAGAACGCAAAUUCUGUCUUUCUUGAUUUCGGCUGUUUUCAGUAUUUUGGAGGUAUACAUUUACUUAAAUUCAGUAUUACUUGUGUUUUUGUUUUCGUUUUUGUUUUUUGUUUUCUUCUUCCUAGGGGACAAGCAUGGGUGGCUGAUUUCAGAAAUCAGUCCCUGGCAAGACUUUUGUCUCAAAACGACCAUUUGUAUUUCAAGAACUGUGCUGCGAAGACACUCUGAGAACAUUUCCAAGCGAGGGACAUUUUCCUUGACCCUCGACUGAAGCUAUGCCGACCCUGGAGCAUUUUCUUAAUGGACAAUGUUCAGCCAGGUACCCAUGCUUGAUCCGUCUUCACACCAGACUUCCUCAUAUGAAAAGAAAAAAAAAAAAUUGAAAAAAAUCUUUAAGAAAUCACAUGGCUAUUUAGUUUCAUGCACAGUUGCAAUAUUUUCUUCAGAAAUAAAACUCUGUACAAACUUUGGGCCCGAUUCAUAAGAAAAAGAAGUUUGCUAUUAACACGGGAUUUUUUUUAAAUAUACUUUUUUUUGGGUCUAAAUUUGAAACUACUUGCUUCCCAAAUUAAAUGUUUCAUCUCACCUUUCCCCCGCCCUAAACCAGCACCCAUCUGCCUUUUCUGCCCAAAAGGGUCACAUGACCAGAUGAGGGGAAUGGGGAGAUGGGGUGUAGAUGCCGGAAAUGCUCAGGAAGAUAGGGGACCACCUGCAGUUGAGCUCCAGAACGGGGAGGCCGCAGCAUGCGGGGGCAGGACCUCGCCUGUGUGCCAGGCAUCGUGAGUUUCACAUGUGGGCUCCUUAUGCGUUGUAAUUCAAAAAACACAAUUUCCCAAGUGUGUCCACAGGACCACAGGACUGUAUGGUGGGAGUGCCCCCUCUAAUCCAACCAGAGCACCUGCGGGGGGAGAGGAAACACUCACCAGGUCAUGCCCGGUGAACUUUUGUAUCUGCACAGUGCUUUUAAGGGCAAAUAGCUGCCCAAUGAACUGGGCUAUUUUUCCUGCUGUUUUCUGCUCGACUUCUCAAAAUGACAGAAGCUUUUCCCCCCUCUAUUCUAUUUGUGUUAUUCUUAUUUUCAAUUUUUUUAAUUUUUUAUUUUAUUUUUAUUUUUUUAGGACUAGUCUAUACAUCAGCAUGUUUUUUGUUUUGUUUUGUUUUGUUUUAACAUCUCAAUCGAAGGUCACAAGGCCGCUGGCUACGUUGGGGUGGAGGUUUGAGAGAGCGGUCGGCUCCCAUUUUUUUCUCCCUGGUCUCAGACCAGCCUGUCUGCACUGUGAAGGCGUUUGGUAGAGUCACCACUAAGAUACUAACUCAGCCUAGAGCUGGAGCUUUGUCAGGUUCUAGGAGGGCCUUAGUAAAGACUUUCAAAGGCAAACACGUGAUUCUCCUUCCCUACACCCUUGACCUCUUAAUGCAGAACAAAGUUCUCUGGGGACCUUUCCCACCACCCUUGGAAAUCUGUCCACUCAAGAUACCUCGGUUUUUUGGUUUUUUUCUUUUCUUUUUUUUUUUUUUCAUUUUAAAUUGUUGGGGGGUAGGGGACCGAACACUUCCAGAGAUGAAAAGAGAUCCGUUGUGAAACUAAACACCCCCCCGUGUUAAUAACUUGGUUUGACAUUUGUUUUUAUGAGCCGGGCCCCCUGUGCCUCUAGUAUACUUGUAUUGACUCUCAUAGCUACCCUUUUAGUUUUACUGUGUUCUGUGAAAAUUUGUAAUUGGUUGAGAAUCACUGUGGGCGUCCAUUCUUAUUCAACUAAAUCUCCACAGGUUUUUUGAGCUGGUGUGGAUUAGUUUAACUCUUGUAUUCAACCAUUAGUGCUACCACCUUCUCACAUUACAAUACAAUUACUGGAAGCAAGUACUGCAUUUCCUAUGCAACAAAAAAGGAAAAAUAAAAAAUUGCUAAUGCUA
This is a messenger RNA of Prionailurus viverrinus (fishing cat), 9499 nucleotides long. RefSeq names its product nuclear factor I A (gene NFIA). Gene Ontology annotation, molecular function: DNA-binding transcription factor activity, RNA polymerase II-specific; RNA polymerase II cis-regulatory region sequence-specific DNA binding. Gene Ontology annotation, biological process: regulation of transcription by RNA polymerase II. The record is from RefSeq and is a predicted model, not a curated record. Bases 528 to 2024 code for a protein of 498 amino acids. Gene Ontology annotation, cellular component: nucleus. The transcript is spliced from 10 exons. Lineage: Eukaryota; Metazoa; Chordata; Mammalia; Carnivora; Felidae.